Messenger RNA from Geodia barretti, 1578 nucleotides. The record is from the annotation of a GenBank genome assembly. Lineage: Eukaryota; Metazoa; Porifera; Demospongiae; Tetractinellida; Geodiidae.
AUGGCGACAGAAAGUUUAGCACCUUUUAAUGCGGAUGCAAUAUCUCCGGAUGAGGUCCGCUCAAUUGAAAUUUAUGAGAUGCAACUGGGUCGCGUUCAAGCGGGUCAGAUGCCAGAGGAGAUUUUCCUCGAAUUUAGACUCCGUCACGGUGUUUAUGGACAACGCGACAACGGUUCACAGAUGAUUCGCGUAAAAAUUCCAUUCGGCGGUCUAAGCGCGGCACAAACUGAAAUGCUUGCCGAUGUUGCUGAGGAAUUCUCAGAUAAUAUUAUUCACAUCACGACUCGCCAAGAUGUGCAAUAUCACUAUGUCGACAUUAACAAUACGCCAGAGCUCAUGCGGCGAUUGGCUUCUGUUGGCAUAACAACCAAGGAAGCGUGUGGCAAUGUGGUUCGGAAUGUCACCGCUUGCCCACUUUCUGGCGUGUGCAACGACGAGCCGUUUGAUGUAACGCCUCACUCCAAGGCACUGUCCGCUUUUCUGUUGGGACAUCAAGAUACACAAGAUUUCGGACGUAAGUUCAAGAUCGCGUUUUCCGGAUGCCAUGAACACGCUUGUGGCUUAGGAUAUAUGCACGAUAUCGGUGCGGUUGCGGCGAUUAAAGAGGUCGAUGGAAAACCGAAGCGUGGGUUUAAGUUGCUUGUGGGGGGCGGUCUUGGCGCCGUGCCACAUCAGGCAAAAGUCUUGACGAGUUUGUACCUGAAGAGGAAUUGCUACCGAUUUCGCAAGCGAUUGCAAAGGUGUUCACUCGCUUGGGCGAGGCGUAAAAACCGUAACAAAGCACGGAUGAAGUUCGUCGUAGCAAAACUCGGCAUUGAAGAAUUCCGUCGUCUUGUCUUGGAAGAACGUGAACAGUUGCGCCAUGACCCCGCAUGGACAGCUUAUCUGGACGACCUGAAUGCGUAUGACGAAGCACCACUGAAACCACCGACACAACUCAACGGCGCAUCAAAGCCAGAAGGAUUUGAUGCCUGGCACGCCACGAACGUGCGUCCGCAACGACAGCCGGGAUACGCAUGGGUCAAUAUCACGCUGCCGCUCGGAGACAUCACCGCGGAUCAGGCGCGGGCAUUGGCUGAUAUUUCGCGUAAAUAUGUCAAGGACACCAUUCGCACAACCGUCGAGCAGAAUCUUGUUUUGCGUUGGGUCAGUAUGAGCGAUUUGCCUGCCCUCUAUCAGGAGCUCAAGGCUAUCGGUCUGGGCGAGUCGGGCGCCGAAAGCACGGUUGAUAUUACAGCAUGUCCUGGCACCGAUUCCUGCAAACUGGGUAUCUCAUCUUCUCGUGGGUUAGCUGCUCACUUGAGGAAUUACUUCCUCGAAACUGGUGUGAACGAAGAGAUCCAAGAUCUGCGGAUUAAGAUCAGCGGUUGCCCCAACUCAUGUGGUCAGCACCACGUCGCAAACAUCGGGUUCUUCGGUUCAUCAAGACGUAUGGGGAAACACAUCGCCCCAUAUUAUCAGCUAAUCUUGGGCGGUCACGCUAUUGAGAAUGGGAGUGCUUAUGGACUUGCCGCUGGAAAAAUCCAUGGCAAGAAUAUUCCGCAAUUCAUCGAGCACUUUGACCGGGAAGUAUCUUGA